Molecule: messenger RNA, 456 nt
Organism: Scutellospora calospora
Lineage: Eukaryota; Fungi; Glomeromycota; Glomeromycetes; Diversisporales; Gigasporaceae
Source: the annotation of a GenBank genome assembly
AUGUCUGAUGCUAAUCAUCCUAUUUGGGAUCAUUUCAGGACCAACCCUAAUAAUUCAUUGACUUGUUUAGAAUGUGGUUUUAUUUAUCGAAUAAAACCAAAAUCAACAACUUUGAAAAGUCAUUUUGUAACUAAACAUCCUGAUACAUGGAAAAAAAUUCGAAAAAAUGAAAAGGGAUACAAAAGAAAAAAUAAGGAAAAAAAUGUUCUUGUACAAGAAGAAGAAGAAAAUUCUAAUAGUAAUAUUGAAUUAUCUGAUAAUUGGACUGAAGAAAAUAAUCAAAAAAAUAAUCAAGAAAUUCAAAAUAAUAUUCAAGAAAAUUUGAAUAAUAAUUUUACAAAUAGAAAUCUUAACAUAAUUAAAAAUAUCGAAAUUGAAAAUAAUGAGAAAAUCGAAAUCAAAAUUGAAAAUAAUAAGAUUUCUAUUAGUGGAAGAUGUAAAAUCGAAUUCAAAUAA